AUGGCAGAUCCUACUACACAAUCGAACUACCUGGAAAUAGCCACAGAUCGUAUUAAUUUCGAAUGGAAUGUUGAUCUGGAAACGAGCGUCCUGGGGGGCAACGCAACACACACCCUCAUCGUCAAGCAGGAUGGUGUUUCCGAAGUGAUUCCCUUUUGCAAUUUAAUCCUUAACCUCGGUUCCCGUCAUAGAUUCGACACACGGGAUCUGGACGUCUCAUUCUUCAAAGUUGGUCCAAAACAUCCAGUCAUGGGCUCAGCGCUGGAAGUACCGUUACCAGAGGGGUUGAUCAAAGACGCCACUAUCUCUGUCAAGAUAGCUUAUUCCACGACGAAAGACUGCGAGGCACUGCAAUGGCUGGCGAAAGAACAAACCCAGGGAAAAACGUUCCCGUAUGUGUUCAGCCAAUGCCAACCAAUCCACGCUCGUGCACUGGCACCCCUUCAAGAUACACCAUCAGUCAAAAUUAAAUAUAGCGCAAAGGUUACAUCAAAACUCCCCGUUCUAAUUUCCGCACUUCGAGUAUCCCCUCCCUCAAACGGCCCUCCACACGACGGGAAAGUCAUCGGAAAAGAUUCAGUGGUCUACUCUUAUGACCAGCCCAUUCCGAUUCCUUCGUAUUUGAUUGCAAUUGCCGCUGGCAACAUCAUUUAUCGCCCAUUUCCAAAGUACGAGGGCAAAACGUGGUCCACCGGCGUUUGGGCUGAACCAGAGUUGAUCGAUGCUGCUUAUUGGGAGUUCAGUGAAGACACGCCAAGGUUCCUGGCGGAGCUUGAGAACAUCGUGACUCCGUAUAAAUUUGGGGUAUACGAUGUUCUUGUGUUGCCACCUUCAUUCCUUUACGGAGGCAUGGAAAACGCUUGCUUAACUUUUUUGACUCCUACGCUCCUGACUGGUGACCGAACUCUUGUCGACGUUGUCGCGCACGAACUCUCCCACUCAUACUUUGGUAACGGCGUCACCCACGCACACGCAUCCCACUUCUGGUUGAACGAGGGGUGGACAACCUACAUGGAACGACUUCUCCUUCAAGUCGUAUACUCCCCAGCACAUCGUGACUUCUCCUUCGUAAUCGGGGCCAAUUCUCUGAAGGAUUCGCUCAAGGAAUACGAGGAUCGACCGGAGUAUCAGAGCCUCGUAAUUACGUUUGAAAGGGGCGCGGACCCGGACGAUGCUUAUAGCCAAGUUCCUUAUGAGAAGGGUGCAAAUCUUAUUCUUCACCUUGAACGCACGCUAGGUGGUUUAGAUGUCUUCCUCCCCUACGUGAGAAACUAUGUCGAUACCUUCAUGGGUAAAAGCAUCACAACAGAUCAAUGGAAAGACCACUUGUACACCUAUUUUGAGAAGAAUGGAGGAGAGGAAAAGGUCAAGGCUCUUAAUACUGUUGACUGGCAAGCGUGGCUCUAUGGCGGAGGCUUGGAUCUUCCUGUGAAGAUGGAAUACGACUUGACACUCGCCAAGAAAGCUUACGAGCUGGCUGAUCGAUGGGAUGCUGCAAGGACCACUGAGGACAUCUCCAAGCUCAACUUCACAGAGUCAGAUCUUCAAGAUGUAUCAUCCACCCAAAUCUUCGCAUUCCUAGAGCGUCUUCAAACUUUCCCACCUCUCCCAUCACUCCUAGUGAACCAUCUCGGCACCGUAUACAAGUUCUCCACAUCACCAAACGCUGAAAUCAGAUUCCGGUUCUACCAAGUUGCCCUCGCCGACCCUUCAUCGGUAGCCGCUAAAGCCUUUGCAGAUGGAUCUGGCGUUAUUAAAGGUCGGAUGAAGUUCUGCAGACCCGUUUUCCGUGCUGUGAGAAAGGUAGAUGCAGAUCUUGCUAAGCGGAUUUUCGAACCUUCGAAGUAUGCUUUCCACCCUAUUGCAAGGAAGAUGAUUGAGAAGGAUCUUGGCAUUGCUGAGCACUAG
Molecule: messenger RNA, 1908 nt
Organism: Laccaria bicolor S238N-H82
Lineage: Eukaryota; Fungi; Basidiomycota; Agaricomycetes; Agaricales; Hydnangiaceae
Exons: 16
Coding region: 1-1908 (635 amino acids)
Biological process (GO): proteolysis
Cellular component (GO): cytosol
Molecular function (GO): aminopeptidase activity; epoxide hydrolase activity; metallopeptidase activity
Source: RefSeq, a predicted model, not a curated record